Oncorhynchus tshawytscha (Chinook salmon) is the source of this 962-nucleotide messenger RNA. Its product is annotated as cilia- and flagella-associated protein 251-like. The transcript has a single exon. The record is from RefSeq and is a predicted model, not a curated record. NCBI's taxonomy places the organism in Eukaryota, Metazoa, Chordata, Actinopteri, Salmoniformes, Salmonidae. The coding region runs from base 32 to 673 and encodes 213 amino acids.
AGAAGAUCAAGGAGAAGGAAAGGAUGAGGAAAUGAAAGAAAGAGAAGAGAAUGAUGAGAAAGGAGAGGAUGAGAGUGAAAAGGGGGAUGGUGAAAAACAGGAAGAGGAGAAAGAGGAAAGAGGAGUGCAUGAAGAAAGAGAUGAGGAAGCAAAUAAACCCAAAGAGGAAAGGGAGUGGCAAGAGGAGGAAGUGAAGGGGAAAAACAGGGAGGGGGAGGAGAAGGGGGGAGGUAAAAAAGAAGGGAAAGAAAAUAAGACAAGUGAUGGGGAGGUAGAACAAGAGGAGGAAGAAGAGGGAGCAUGUGAACAGAAAGGGGAGAUGGAUGAGGAGGAAGCGGGAGAGGAGGAAGGGGAAGGAGAAGAAGAGGAUAAAGAAAAGGAGGAGAAAGAUAGUAAAGGAGAGGGAGAGGAAGACGAAGAGGGAGAGGAAGAAGAAGAGGGGGAGGAAGAAGAAGAGAGAAAAUCACAGAAAGGGAUAAAGAAAGGGUCACAGAGCGUACCACCUAAAGCAGCUCCCCCCAGCAGGAAAGGGAAGGAAGAGCCCCCAAUGGAGAAACCCAAACCACCAGCCUGCACCAAGCUGAGGACCACAGGGGGAAAACAGGCCAAUGGAACCCAAGAAUCCCAACAGUUCUGGAACAAUGUCUUACCCCAGUACCUGGAGCUGAAGUGAAAUAUACUGGACAUCAAUGGUUCCCAAUUUUAUUUGGAUCAGAACCCAUAACCUGACUGUUAAUAACAGCUGGAAUGGGUCUGGACCUCAGAAAACUAAGCCAGGUGCUCAAUAUACAGCACGACCCUACGUAAACUCCUUGAAUUUAAUCAAUAUCUGCAUACAAUUUACACAAUAUGCCCACUGUACUGUAAGGUACUAAACUGAGUGUACUCAUGCACUAUACUGUACUGAAUUGUAAUAUACAGAUAUUUGUAUUAAAUAAAGAGAAAUUGAGAAUUUCACAGGA